AUGAAAAGGUUGUGUCGCUAUGACCUCACGCACUACAACCAAAGUUCCUACGGCUGGCUCACGAUGACAAGGAAAAGGAAAGUUGACAAUACUCAAAUUGAAAGUGACGCAGGAGCUAACAAAAAAGACCGUUCUUAUGAGUAUGGCUACAAAAAUAUCCCGGACGAAGGUCCUUCCACGAAUGGGGACUCAGCGACGCAGAACAAGAAUCAGUUCCAUAGGACAUUCCCUCACAAGAAUCGAGACGGCGGAAGCUUUCGCGGUAGAGGAGGGCAAAGGAAUCAUCAAUUUUCCAGAGGAGCACGUGGAAACUACGACACUAACGAUUUCGAACGGAAAUAUGGAAAAGUUGGUGGAGGUAAUGAGGAGGAAGUGCGAGAAAGCAUAAGAGAAGAAGAUAAAGGAAAUGAAAAGAAAGAGGCGUACCCUGCGGAAUUGGUGGCCUACCUGAAGAACAUUGAGCAAAUGAUAGCGGCAGAGGAACGAGUAGAUAAUAUGGUUAUCGACAAAUGUGCAGAGGAAUGUUCGGGUGAGGAAGAGAAGUUGCUGUCGUUCAGAGACUCGUCAAUUGUCGUUGAGAACGUAUUUGGAGCUUCACAACAUGGAGCAGAGCUGUUUUUGUCCGGGCUGGCACGACUAAAGCACAAACGGCUACUCGAUCUGUUUUUCUCAGGAACUUCUGCACAUACUAUCGAAACACUGUGUUAUGCACUUCUUCCUAUCAAAACUAACAAACCUGUUGAGUUAAUCGAGAAGUUUUCCGAUUUGAUAUGUGAUAAUUGGAAUGAUGCAGUGGGUUGCCAGCACUCCGCAUUUCUAGUGCGAACCCCACAAGGAGACUUAUCCAAUAUGCAGUCAAUACAAGGUCAAAGUGCAGAAAUCAAACUUGGAUUAUCGCGUGUUUUUGAUCGAAUAGCAUCGUUAGCUCUGGAAAGUGCAGCUACACCACGUGUGGAAAAUGUGCACCUUUCUCUUGUCGUGCAGGACGUAUUAGAAGCGGAUAGCAUCGCAAAGCUCGGGAAAUCAACUGUCAUUGUUGACAAAGUUCUCGCUUCUGCCUCAGGAGAUGACUUGCGGCAGCUAUGGUUGGGUAAGAAUAGCUCGAGAGUCUGGGAGAAGCUGGUGGUGGCAUGUCACGAGGAAACACUUCAGUCGCUUUGGGAAACCGUUAUAACAGGCCAUGUUUCUGAGCUGUCAUCUCAUCCCUGCGCCAAUUUUCCAUUGCAGAAGUUCAUUGCUAGUGUGAAGUCGCUUGAAUUGGCGACAGACUUGUGUCAUGAGGCCGUACCAUUGAUUCAGAAGUUCUUAUCAAGCGACCGUUGGGGUGUUGCUCAAGCUCUGCUGCGAUGUGUUUCAAGACACGAAGAUUUGCAGGAACCUGUGUUGAAGGAACUUCGGCAGUUUUUCAGAGCUAGCAAGAAGGAGAAUAAAAUCAAUUUCUUGCUCAACAUCGUCACACUGAACAAGUAUAAUGGGAAAUCUUUCAACGUGAACGAUUCGCAUUUACAUGGAUGCUUGUUGGUAGAGAUAUUGCUGUCGUUCCAUAAGGUGAAGACCUUGACUGCUUGCAUUGAAGCUUUACAAUCACCAGACAUUGUUAAACUGGCGAGAAACAAGUGCGGUUCCCAUGUGCUUCAGGCUGCUUUCAGAAGCAGCACACUUGGAGAUAGUGUCAAGGAAAAGUUGAUAAGUUCCUUUGAGAAUGAUUGGGGAUCUCUGAUCUCAGACGUAUACGGUAGCCAUGUGUUCGAGUCAAUAUGGGAAUGUUCGCUGUUCACGGUGAAGAGACGACAAGAGCUCAUGAAGAUAAUUGUUCCAAGUGACUCAAAGUUCUGGAAAUUUGCAAUGCUCAGAUGCGAUAUGUACCUCUUCCGGAAAGAUCGGAAGGCUUGGGUUGGAGAAGAUGAAAAAAUCUGUGAAAGGAGCCAAGCACUGAAGAUCUUGGCUAAUGUUGUUAUGAUGACAAGGAAAAGGAAAGUUGACAAUACUCAAAUUGAAAGUGACGCAGGAGCUAACAAAAAAGACCGUUCUUAUGAGUAUGGCUACAAAAAUAUCCCGGACGAAGGUCCUUCCACGAAUGGGGACUCAGCGACGCAGAACAAGAAUCAAUUCCAUAGGACAUUCCCUCACAAGAAUCGAGACGGCGGAAGCUUUCGCGGUAGAGGAGGGCAAAGGAAUCAUCAAUUUUCCAGAGGAGCACGUGGAAACUACGACACUAACGAUUUCGAACGGGUACUUCAUCGAUCGUUUAGGUCUGUGGAUUGGAAUUUCUACUUAUUGUUUCAGAAAUAUGGAAAAGUUGGUGGAGGAGCUUCACAACAUGGAGCAGAGCUGUUUUUGUCCGGGCUGGCACGACUAAAGCACAAACGGCUACUCGAUCUGUUUUUCUCAGGAACUUCUGCACAUACUAUCGAAACACUGUGUUAUGCACUUCUUCCUAUCAAAACUAACAAACCUGUUGAGUUAAUCGAGAAGUUUUCCGAUUUGAUAUGUGAUAAUUGGAAUGAUGCAGUGGGUUGCCAGCACUCCGCAUUUCUAGUGCGGUGCUUUGCUUGGGUUACUUGUGGUCUGAAGAAGGACAAGAACCCACAAGGAGACUUAUCCAAUAUGCAGUCAAUACAAGGUCAAAGUGCAGAAAUCAAACUUGGAUUAUCGCGUGUUUUUGAUCGAAUAGCAUCGUUAGCUCUGGAAAGUGCAGCUACACCACGUGUGGAAAAUGUGCACCUUUCUCUUGUCGUGCAGGACGUAUUAGAAGCGGAUAGCAUCGCAAAGCUCGGGAAAUCAACUGUCAUUGUUGACAAAACUUUGCGGCAGCUAUGGUUGGGUAAGAAUAGCUCGAGAGUCUGGGAGAAGCUGGUGGUGGCAUGUCACGAGGAAACACUUCAGUCGCUUUGGGAAACCGUUAUAACAGGCCAUGUUUCUGAGCUGUCAUCUCAUCCCUGCGCCAAUUUUCCAUUGCAGAAGUUCAUUGCUAGUGUGAAGUCGCUUGAAUUGGCGACAGACUUGUGUCAUGAGGCCGUACCAUUGAUUCAGAAGUUCUUAUCAAGCGACCGUUGGGGUGUUGCUCAAGCUCUGCUGCGAUGUGUUUCAAGACACGAAGAUUUGCAGGAACCUGUGUUGAAGGAACUUCGGCAGUUUUUCAGAGCUAGCAAGAAGGAGAAUAAAAUCAAUUUCUUGCUCAACAUCGUCACACUGAACAAGUAUAAUGGGAAAUCUUUCAACGUGAACGAUUCGCAUUUACAUGGAUGCUUGUUGGUAGAGAUAUUGCUGUCGUUCCAUAAGGUGAAGACCUUGACUGCUUGCAUUGAAGCUCUACAAGCGCCAGAUAUUGUCAAACUGGCGAAAAACAAGUGCGGUUCCCAUGUGCUUCAGGCUGCUUUCAGAAGCAGCACACUUGGAGAUAGUGUCAAGGAAAAGUUGAUAAGUUCCUUUGAGAAUGAUUGGGGAUCUCUGAUCUCAGAUGUAUACGGUAGCCAUGUAUUCGAGUCAAUAUGGGAAUGUUCGCUGUUCACGGUGAAGAGACGACAAGAGCUCAUGAAGAAACUGGUUCCAAUUCAGAGUGACUCAAAGUUCUGGAAAUUUGCAAUGCUCAGAUGCGAUAUGUACCUCUUCCGGAAAGAUCGGAAGGCUUGGGUUGAGAAGAUGAAAAAAUCUGUGAAAGGAGCCAAGCACUGA
Ostertagia ostertagi is the source of this 3675-nucleotide messenger RNA. The record is from the annotation of a GenBank genome assembly. NCBI's taxonomy places the organism in Eukaryota, Metazoa, Nematoda, Chromadorea, Rhabditida, Trichostrongylidae.